Messenger RNA from Sorex fumeus (smoky shrew), 4253 nucleotides. RefSeq names its product WD repeat domain 11 (gene WDR11). The record is from RefSeq and is a predicted model, not a curated record. NCBI's taxonomy places the organism in Eukaryota, Metazoa, Chordata, Mammalia, Eulipotyphla, Soricidae. The transcript has 29 exons. Gene Ontology annotation, cellular component: cytoplasm. Gene Ontology annotation, molecular function: protein binding. Bases 97 to 3765 code for a protein of 1222 amino acids.
GGCGUUGGCGGAGGCGCCGGACUCUGUCCGGACGGACCCCGGGGCCGCCGCCACUUCCUGGUCGCACCUGGGCCGGGGGCCGCGGUCACCGCCGCGAUGCUGCCCCACACCGUGAACUUCAAGGUGUCGGCGCGCAUCCUCACCGGGGCGCUCAGCGCGCACAACCGGACGGCCGUGGACUGGGGCUGGCAAGGUUUAAUUGCCUAUGGAUGCCAUUCGCUUGUGGUAGUGAUUGAUUCCAAUACUGCCCAGACGCUUCAAGUUUUAGAAAAACAUAAAGCUGAUGUUGUCAAGGUUAAAUGGGCCAGGGAAAAUUACCACCAUAACAUUGGCUCACCAUAUUCCUUGCGCUUAGCUUCCGCCGACGUCAGUGGGAAGAUCAUCGUGUGGGAUGUUGUCGCCGGCCUGGCGCAGUGUGAGAUCCAGGAGCACGCCAAGCCCAUUCAGGAUGUGCAGUGGCUGUGGAAUCAGGACGCGUCCCGAGACCUGCUGCUCGCCAUCCACCCUCCCAACUAUAUCGUGCUCUGGAAUGCAGACACGGGCACCAAACUCUGGAAGAAGAGCUAUGCGGACAACAUUCUGUCCUUUUCUUUUGACCCCUUUGACCCUUCGCAUUUAACACUCCUGACCAGCGAGGGCAUCGUGUUCAUCUCGGACUUCUCCCCGUCCAAGCCGCCCGCCGGCCCUGGGAAGAAAGUGUACAUCUCCAGCCCACACUCCAGCCCCGCGCACAGCAAGCCACCUGCAGCCACAGGCGCCAAGAAAGCGCUGAAUAAAGUCAAGAUCUUAAUCACACAAGAGAAACCGAGUGCCGAGUUCGUCACUCUGAACGAUUGCCUGCAGCUGGCCUAUCUGCCCUCCAAAAGGAACCACAUGCUGCUGCUCUACCCAAGGGAGAUCCUGAUCCUCGACCUGGAGGUCAACCAGACCGUGGGUGUGAUUGCAAUAGAACGAACUGGAAUUCCGUUUCUGCAGGUAAUACCCUGCUUUCAACGUGAUGGCAUAUUUUGCCUACAUGAAAAUGGUUGUAUAACCUUACGUGUUCGAAGAUCUUACAGUAAUGUUUUCACCUCUUCAAAUGACGAACCAGACCCAGAUCCGGUGCAGGAGCUGACCUAUGACCUCCGAAGCCAGUGCGAUGCCAUCAGGGUGACCAAAACCGUGCGGCCCUUCAGCGCCGUGUGCUGCCCUGUCAACGAGAACACGGCUGCGCUGCUGGUGAGCGACGGCCGUGUCAUGAUCUGGGAGCUCAGGUCCACCGCCUGGGACCGCGGCUCCCGAAGCUGUAGCUCCGGUGUGUCGCCUUUGUACUCACCCGUGUCCUUCUGCGGGAUCCCUGUCGGUGUUCUCCAGAGCAAACUCCCAGACCUGUCCUUGGAUAACAUGAUCGGACAAAGUGCGGUUGCUGGGGAGGACCACCCCAGAAGCCCCCUCUUGCAGGAGGUGCAGCUCAAGUUCCUGCUCACGGGGCUGCUCUCGGGACUGCCCCCGCCACAGUUCGCCAUCCGGAUGUGCCCACCGCUGACCACCAAGAACAUCCAGAUGUAUCAGCCUCUGCUGGCGGUGGGCACGAGCACCGGCUCUGUGUUGGUGUACCACCUCACCAGCGGGCUGCUGCACAAGGAGCUGAGCGUCCACUCCUGCGAGGUCAGGGGCAUCGAGUGGACGAGUCUGACUGGCUUUCUCUCUUUCGCCACUUCAACACCCAACAACAUGGGAUUAGUGAGAAAUGAGCUGCAGCUGGUCCAUCUUCCCACAGGCAGGAGCAUUGCUUUUCGAGGCGAACGAGGCAGUGAUGAAUCACCCAUCGAAAUGAUUAAAGUAUCUCAUUUAAAGCAAUAUCUGGCCAUUGUAUUCAAAGAUAAACCCUUGGAGUUGUGGGAUGUUCGGACUUGCACCAUUCUAAGAGAGAUGUCCAAGAACUUCCCCGCCAUCACUGCCCUGGAGUGGUCACCCUCACACAAUCUGAAGAGCCUGAGAAAGAAGCAGCUGGCCACGCGGGAGGCCAUGGCCCGCCAGACCGUGGUCUCCGACACGGAGCUGAGUGUGGUGGAGUCGUCCGUGAUCAGCUUGCUGCAGGAGGCGGAGAGUAAGUCGGAGCUCAGUCAGAACAUCUCUGCCCGCGAGCAUUUUGUGUUCACCGAUAACGAUGGCCAAGUGUACCACCUGACCGUGGAGGGGAACUCGGUGAAGGACAGCGCGCGCAUCCCGCCCGACGGCAGCAUGGGCAGUAUCACCUGCAUCGCGUGGAAGGGUGACACACUCGUUCUCGGGGACGCGGAUGGAAAUCUCAACUUCUGGGACCUGAAAGGCAGGAUGUCCAGAGGGAUCCCGACGCAGCGCAGCUGGGUCAGGAAGAUCCGUUUCGCUCCUGGCAAAGGAAACCAGAAAUUAAUCGCCAUGUACAACGACGGCGCAGAAGUCUGGGACACCAAGGAGGUGCAGAUGGUAAGCAGCCUGAGGAGCGGGCGGAACGUGCCCUACCGCAUCCUGGACGUGGACUGGGGGACCUCGGACAAGGUGAUCCUGGCCACCGACGACGGCUGCAUCCGCGUGCUGGAGAUGUCCAUGAAGGGCGCCUGCUUCCGGAUGGACGAGCAGCAGCUCACGGAGCCCGUGUGGUGCCCCCACCUGCUCGUGCCCCGGGCCUCGCUCGCCUUGAAAGCCUUCCUGCUGCACCAGCCUUGGGAUGGGCAGUACACGCUGGACAUCACUCAGGUUGAUUAUCCAGAAAAUGAUGAAGUCAAGGGUCUCAUGCAAGAGCAGCUGAAUUCACUGUCUAACGACAUCAAGAGACUCUUGCUCGACCCGGAAUUCACCCUCCUGCAGAGAUGCCUGCUUGUUGCAAGGCUCUACGGUGACGAGUCCGAGCUGCACUUCUGGACCGUGGCUGCCCACUACCUGCACAGCCUGUCACAGGAGAAGGCAGCCAGCACCUCUGAGGCCAAGGAAACCGCCCCCCAGAGCAGAGCGAGUGACCCCCUGGACAUCUGCUACGACAUCCUCUGUGAAAACGCUUACUUCCAGAAAUUUCAGCUGGAAAGGGUUAAUCUCCAGGAAGUGAAACGGUCCACGUAUGAGCAUACAAGAAAGUGUACUGACCAGCUGCUUCUCCUCGGCCAGACAGACCGGGCGGUGCAGCUGCUGCUGGAGACGAGCGCCGACAACCCCCACUAUUACUGCGACUCCCUCAAGGCCUGCCUGGUCACCACCGUGACCUCGUCCGGCCCCUCCCAGAGCACCAUCAAGCUGGUGGCCACCAACAUGAUCGCCAACGGCAAGCUGGCAGAGGGGGUCCAGCUGCUCUGCCUCAUCGACAAGGCUGCCGACGCCUGCCGCUACCUGCAGACCUACGGCGAGUGGAGCCGGGCCGCCUGGCUGGCCAAGGUCCGGUUAAACUCUGAAGAGUGUGCCGACGUGCUGAAGAGGUGGGUGGACCACCUCUGCUCCCCGCAAGUCAACCAGAAGUCCAAGGCCCUCCUGGUCCUGCUCUCCCUGGGCUGCUUCUCCAGCGUGGCCGAGAUGCUCCACAGUAUGAGGUACCUGGACCGGGCCGCCCUGUUCGUGGAGGCGAGUCUGCAGCACGGCGUGCUCCCGCUCAGCGCCGAGACCCAGAAGCUCCUGUCCGCCGUCUACGUGGAUUACGCCCGGAGUCUGCGGACCCUCGGCUUCCGGCAGGGCGCUCUGCUCUUCGCCUUGAAAGCGGGACCCGCGGGCAGAGACUUGGUGGCCGAGCUGGAAUCCCCCAAGCUGGAAGAAGAGUGACCGGGAACAAUACCACCGGGGUCGGGGUCGGGCCCCGCGAGUCGCCCUGCUCCUGGGCUGCUGGUCUGGCCCAGUGGUCGGCCCCGCACACGCGAGGCUGCGUCAGAUGAGCUGGGACUGGCGGCCUGCCGCGCCCCGGGGUGUCUGGAGGGACCCAGAGUUUGGAUCUUUCUGAAUUCUCAGGACAGGCGACUGGGCUGCCUUGCCCUGGGCCACGUUAAAAGCUGGUGGCAGCGUCUUGCUCUGCAGCGACAGCGUCUUCCGCCCCAUCCUGGAUGCACCCGCGGAGUCACGGGCUGUGGCUCUUUCUGGGUCGUUUCAGACUCGGGCACCGAGGGAGUCCCUGAGCAUGGUUUGUGGGGGCUCCGGUACUUCUACUUGGUGCUCCCUCCGAGCGACACAGCAGUGGCCUCCCUCUGUCUCUGUGCAUUCAUUCCCCGACUUUACAUUCCUCCCGUACCCGAAGGCAGAGACAACAAGAAUGAACG